AUGUCCAUUCUUCUCCGCUACACACUCUUCUGUCUGUUUGGCGCAAUUGCGCUUUUGCAUGCGGUGCUUGCAGCCGAAGUCGAUCCUGUUCCGCCGGAAAACAAAUUUUCCGCUGCGCCUUCGUCGGACGCCUCGCCCCAGGAUGCGCCUGAAUCGCUCGAGACGUACCAGCUGAUGGGAUACCUUGCACAGGGCUCCAACUGUGCUGAAAAGGCAAACUCGACGCUUGCGAUUGCGAACAAUGCAACGCUCCUGUAUACACACGGCAACGACAACGCAAACCAGCGCAUGCAUAUCUACCAUUCCAAGGAUUUUGGAAUCACCGUCUCGUGGGCAGGAAUGCAGCCGCUCAGUCUUGGCUCACUGGCGGCGGCUGGAGACUUGUUCCUCGUCGAUCCUGACAACGCCUUGUUCCCAGGCUUGCGCCAAGGCACCAAGGUCUACGAUGGGUUCCAGAAAGCGUUCCAGCGCGUGGCGCCGAUUCUGGACAAAAAGAUUCCCGAGUACCAAGAAAGAUUCAACGAUACGCGUGUCUCGUUCACGGGCCUUUCCUACGGCGCAGCGCUGUCGGUGUUUGCCGGAAUGCAUUUCCAGUUUGCACUCAAGCACGGCGUCUACAAACUGAUAGUAUUUGGUCUUCCACGACUCGGUAAUGUCCCAUGGGCGAACUCGGUGGACGAUCAGCUCAAAGGGACGCUGUACUACACUGCAAAUGGCGACGAUAUUGUUGUGCAUCUCCCUCCGCGCGAGGCUGGGUACCAGCACCCAUCCGGCCAGAUUUGGACGAACCCUGCGAACUCGCUCGAGUACAAGUUUUACCCCGGGCAGGAGAAUGUGCACGGCGCAGACUCGAUAUGGGGCACGAGUAUCGAACACCACACGGGGAUCUAUUACGGCGUGCAUAUUGGCGGCGCAUUUGGCCCGUGCCCUGUUAAGGUGGCAGGGUCCGGCAUGUAA
Messenger RNA from Malassezia vespertilionis, 957 nucleotides. RefSeq lists its product as uncharacterized. Gene Ontology annotation, biological process: lipid metabolic process. Lineage: Eukaryota; Fungi; Basidiomycota; Malasseziomycetes; Malasseziales; Malasseziaceae. Bases 1 to 957 code for a protein of 318 amino acids. The transcript has a single exon. The record is from RefSeq and is a predicted model, not a curated record.